AUGCUGGCUGACACAAAGACUUACAAUGCGUCUGCUAUUGCUGGUAACGCCAAGGUCCACGCUCAUGGCAAAAAAGUGCUUGGUGCUAUGGACAAAGCCGUACACCAUCUAGAUGAUGUGAAACGCGUCCUGGCUGGCCUCAGCAAGCAACAUGCUGAAGAGCUCCAUGUGGAUCCUGAGAAUUUCAAGCGUUUUGGUGAGGUUCUGCUCAUCGUUUUGGCCUCUAAGUUGGGAUCUGAAUUUAGCCCUAAAGUCCAGUCUGCCUGGGAGAAAUUCAUCAAUGUCUUGGUGGCUGCUCUGAGCCAUGGAUAUUACUAA
Nanorana parkeri is the source of this 318-nucleotide messenger RNA. RefSeq names its product hemoglobin larval subunit beta-1-like. The record is from RefSeq and is a predicted model, not a curated record. Gene Ontology annotation, molecular function: oxygen binding; peroxidase activity; haptoglobin binding. Gene Ontology annotation, cellular component: blood microparticle; haptoglobin-hemoglobin complex; hemoglobin complex. Gene Ontology annotation, biological process: hydrogen peroxide catabolic process; oxygen transport. The transcript has 3 exons. Lineage: Eukaryota; Metazoa; Chordata; Amphibia; Anura; Dicroglossidae. The coding region runs from base 1 to 318 and encodes 105 amino acids.